This is a messenger RNA of Bicyclus anynana (squinting bush brown), 2053 nucleotides long. Its product is annotated as BRISC complex subunit FAM175B. The coding region runs from base 162 to 1403 and encodes 413 amino acids. The record is from RefSeq and is a predicted model, not a curated record. NCBI's taxonomy places the organism in Eukaryota, Metazoa, Arthropoda, Insecta, Lepidoptera, Nymphalidae. Gene Ontology annotation, cellular component: nucleus. Gene Ontology annotation, biological process: mitotic spindle assembly; attachment of spindle microtubules to kinetochore; protein K63-linked deubiquitination. Gene Ontology annotation, molecular function: polyubiquitin modification-dependent protein binding; microtubule binding. The transcript has 3 exons.
UAUAGUUUUAGUUUAGUUAGUCUGUGAUGCUUUUGAUUGCUUUGAUUUGAGUAUGACUCAAAAGUAAAAUUAAAUUAAUAUUUUAAUUGAUAUAGUGUAAAAUUUAUUGAAUAAUUUAAUUGCUUGUUUAAAAUGAACAAAUGACUAAAUUGUAAUAUCCAAUGGCUUAUACAGAGAAGGUGUCGCUUAACGGCACCGCGCUAUCGUUUUUACUGUACGAAUGUAUGAAUUCCGCUAAUUGUCAGGAGGGAUUCCUUAUCGGCGAUGUGACUUCACAAAUUACUAACCACAUUAACGACUCACAAAAUGACAGCGCGCGUUUGGAUACUCAAAUCGUAAUUAGGACCGUGUUACCAUUGCCCUCAGUUUCGUUAUUUUACUUACCAACUGGUACGAUAAAGGAGGAUAUGCUAUCGGAACUACUUGCGUCUGCAGCAUCUGAAGUGGUUGGUUGGUAUAAGUAUAGAAAAAAUAGCAGCAUUAAACCUACCUUCCGAGACAAAUUAAUAUCUAAAGGACUACAAAAAUACUUUGAAAAGUAUCAUGGAAGGAAAACAUUUGUGUCAUGUAACUUAUCCAGUAAAACAUCUUCGGCCAGCUCUACUCACACUCUAAUUUAUAGGUUCGGGAAGAUUAACUGCUUCGACAUGUAUGAAUAUGUUGAGGAUGUAACAGCAAACUUGGGCGAAAAACUCACUGGAUACAAGAAAGCCAACAGAGUAUCACAACAUUGUAUAUUUAACAAAAUAGUCAAAGAGAGUAACGUCCAAACCAAUAACACAGAUGAGGCCAUAUUGAAAAUACAGGAGGCAGUGGAUGUGAGACUUACAAGAGAAGCCAAAAUAGCUGCAACCAAUGAAUGUUCAAUUCGAGAAUUGGAAGCAGAAAUCAAAUUAAUGAGCACCAUUUUGGCUGACAAUCAAGUAGCUGAUCUUGAAGCAGCAUACAAGAAAAUUGUUGAGGAGAAAUAUAUAAACAGAGAAGUUGAAAUGGCUCAAGCAUGCAUUGAGGCAUUAAAUACUCCUACAACUGUAGACAUACUGAGUGUACCUAAUAUUUUAAUUAGUAGCAUAAGUAACAACUUAUCUGACAGUCGGGGAUCUAUGCAUGUGCUAGAGAACAAUUUCCGAAAGAGUCCUUCGCCUGUACUGAUGCAGAGUUCUAUAAAAUCACCAAAAUUAAAUUAUGCUGCAGCGCUCAAGAAUAAUUCAGAUGCAGCUUCUACAAGUAAAUCCAAUUACAUUGAGGAUUUAAUAACCUUUGAUGUGGAAGAGAAUCACCAGAAACCUAUCGUUAAUAAUACACCAAGUCCAGGUGGUGGGGUAAACUUUGACACGGAGGACAAUUACCAGAAAUCUAUACUUAUCAAUGAUACACCAAGUGGUGGUAGUUCCCCUGAGUAAUGGAUGUGCCUUAUCUUUGUACAGAAAUGUAAUUAAGUUACCAUACAUACUAACAUGUUAACAAACCUUUUAAUUAUUCAUAAAUAACCAAUGAGUAAUGUCAUUACUUCGUUAAGUUUUAAGUCAUAACACUAUAAAGUUCCAAUGUACAGUAAUUCAUUAUUGUUUAAUUGACAUUUGUUCUAUAUUGAUCAUUUAUAACUAGUGUUUUUCAGAUAGCAUGGGUACAGUGACAGUUGCCUUAUGACGUUCAUAAUAUGUACUAUUAUCGUGAAUUGUGGCAAACUUUCAAGAGUGAAACAAACUGUCACCAUACCCAUGCUAUCUGAAAAACACUAAGUGUAUUUUCUCUUAACAAGAUGAGAUUCUACUUAAUUUUUCCUGUAAAUUUUGUACAUUUAUGUCAACAUUUUUAAUCAAUAGCGUUAAGCAAUCAUAAACCUGACUCCAUAUUAAUAUCAUUAAAUAUAUGGUAUAUUUAAUUAUAUAUCACUAUGUGGAAUUCUUGUACAUAAUUAUGAUGUAAUUUUAAAAUGUUUCAUUAACAAAAACAUUUAUGUGAAUUGUAAAAUGUAUUUUUGUAACAAAUUACAACUCAUCACAGACAGUUAGAUGAUUUUCAAUUAUAUCUGAUUUAAUUCUUACAACUA